AUGCCUGGUGGCGUGACUGAUGGCUACAAGACGCUGUGUCUAGUGACGUGCCCGAUGGCUAGAAUGGUGUCUCUUCUCAUCGUUGUGGUCUUUCUCAUCGAUGGUCGUAUCCAGUGGAAAGCAUAUUCAGUGAUCUACGCUCUGGCCUUCAUACUUAUCUUCGGAUGCACCAUCACUCUAUUUCUGCACUAUUUUGAAGUGCAAAAAAUCGCCAAUCAGCUGCCAUGGAUUAAACUGGAAUUGUUCUGGAAUGCCAUUAGUUUCGUACUGUGCGCUCUCGGCUCUGCUGUUCUCAUUUGGGAUUGGGUGCAAAUGCGAAGUGGAUACCUGCUGCACCACAGCGCCUUGACGCCACACAACAUCGGCGAGCAAAGUUGGCAACGACGAGUGCUCAUAGUUGCGGUCAGUGGGAAGAGUCAUCUUACACUCACUUCUCCGUUCCUUUUCAAGUCGUAA
Messenger RNA from Angiostrongylus costaricensis, 456 nucleotides. The record is from the annotation of a GenBank genome assembly. NCBI's taxonomy places the organism in Eukaryota, Metazoa, Nematoda, Chromadorea, Rhabditida, Metastrongylidae.